This is a messenger RNA of Talpa occidentalis (Iberian mole), 5003 nucleotides long. It is a transcript of the gene PRKAB2, whose product is annotated as protein kinase AMP-activated non-catalytic subunit beta 2. Lineage: Eukaryota; Metazoa; Chordata; Mammalia; Eulipotyphla; Talpidae. The record is from RefSeq and is a predicted model, not a curated record. Gene Ontology annotation, cellular component: nucleotide-activated protein kinase complex; nucleus; cytoplasm. Gene Ontology annotation, molecular function: protein kinase binding. Gene Ontology annotation, biological process: signal transduction.
AUGGGGAACACCACCAGCGAGCGCGCGGCCGGGGAGCGCCACAAGGCGGCCCGCGGCGAGGGCCCCGGCGGCGCCGGCCCCGGCAAGGAGCACAAGAUCAUGGUGGGGAGCACGGACGACCGCGUCUUCAGCCUGCCCGACGCCAAGCUCCCUGGGGACAAAGAGUUUGUAUCAUGGCAGCAGGAUCUGGAGGACUCCGUAAAGCCCGCACAGCAGGCCCGACCCACUGUUAUCCGCUGGUCUGAAGGAGGCAAGGAGGUCUUCAUCUCUGGGUCCUUCAACAAUUGGAGCACCAAGAUUCCGCUGAUUAAGAGCCAUAAUGACUUUGUCGCCAUCCUGGACCUCCCUGAGGGAGAGCACCAGUACAAGUUCUUUGUGGACGGACAGUGGGUUCAUGACCCAUCUGAGCCUGUGGUAACCAGUCAACUUGGCACAAUUAACAACUUGAUCCAUGUCAAGAAAUCCGAUUUUGAGGUGUUUGAUGCUCUAAAGCUAGAUUCUAUGGAAAGUUCGGAGACAUCCUGCCGAGACCUUUCCAGCUCUCCCCCAGGGCCAUAUGGGCAAGAAAUGUAUGUGUUUCGAUCUGAGGAGAGAUUCAAAUCCCCACCCAUCCUUCCUCCUCACCUUCUCCAGGUUAUUCUUAACAAGGACACCAAUAUUUCUUGUGACCCAGCCUUGCUCCCCGAGCCCAAUCAUGUUAUGCUGAACCAUCUCUAUGCAUUGUCCAUCAAGGACAGCGUGAUGGUGCUUAGCGCAACCCAUCGCUACAAGAAGAAGUAUGUCACUACUCUGCUGUAUAAGCCCAUCUGAGGGGACCCUGCCGCCUCCGGGAUUCAGGAGAAGCUUCUCCCUAGCCUUUCUGGACUGGACCAGUCUUACCUGAGACUGGACGCUGAUUUGCUUUGAGGCUGAUACGUGUGUUUCAGAGCCUCUGAGUAGGAUGCUCUGCUUUUACAUUUGAUUGCAGAUGAGAGCUUUGAGUUCAUGGAAUUUAUUUUAAGAAAAAAUUAUAUAUAUCUAUAUAUAUAUUCAUAUGAGAGGAAAGUUAAUGGAAGUGUCCUAGCUAGAUGUAUCGUCUGCCUUUGGGGACUCACCAGGACCUGUUUGGGGAGUGCAGGAAGAACCACGAUAGGAAACUUCACUCCCUCAGAUGAGCAAGCAGCACACGCUCAGGACCGUGGUUGGGAGGAGAGUCUGACGUAGCUGCUGUGGCUGCCCCGGGGCGGGCUGGUGCCAGGCUGCUGCCCACUCACUGCUGCCUCCUUGCAGGGGCAGCUCUCCUGCAUGGGUUUGCUGUUUCCCCAGAAUAUGUGGCAGUCUCUGUUUUUUAUACCAUACCAGAUGCCCCCCAAGAACCCUAGUCCCUCUCACUUCACAUUCUUGCUUUGGUACCCUUCAGAUCCCAUACUUGACCGCUCUCUCACACAAACCUCCGGGUAAGUGACCCCUUUCAAAGGCCGUGGGAGACCUGAGAGCCCAGGGCUGCCAAAAAGACUCCUCUUUCUGGCUCAGGCCCAGGCCACUUUUUAUUACCACUUGUUUCAGCUUCCGCUAAAGAAAACAUGGCUCCGCAUUAUGCAUUACACAAAAGGCAGAUGAUCUUUGUUCUUGUUUCAAUUUGGGGCCAUGGCGCCGGCUGUACUGGCCAUGGGUCCUCCCAUCUUGCUCACCUUCCUUCUGACUUUGCGAUCAGGGUGGACAGCUUUGAAGAUGGGAUGGAGCCAGGAAAAGCGUCCAUCCUUGGAAGAUUUUUAUGUGCCUAUAUUUUUCUUUAGUUAAAAAAUGCCUUUUCAUUGGUCCUGAGAGACAGCAUAGGGGAACCUCACGGUUUUCUCUAGUCUGGCCCUCCACAGCCUUCUAUAUAUGCGGCCAACCCUGUGCUCAUCUAGACAUAGAUUCACUUGGGCGCUUUCAGUGCACUUCACAGGACCCUCGGCUUGGGGUCCAUGAGGCCAAGCAAGAAGGUACCCCUGGUUUUCCCAACUCAAAAAGUAUAGCUUCCCUGCACUAAAUGCUAACAAGAUCAUUUUGUUCUUCUGCCUCUACUGUUAAAGUGGGUUUGAUGAUGAGGUGGGGUCAAAGAUUUGGACUGAAAAGUAACAACUAUUCAAACCACUCUUGGGGUUCACAGUUAAACAUUUUUCUCCAAGUAUCUGUGGCUCUUCCAUUACAGAUAAAUGCAAGUCAAACAUUCAGCACUGAAGGAGACCAAACUUGAUGCUUGAGAGACUCCCUGACUGCUAAGAUGAGUCCUGCCACACUGAAAGGGCACCCACAGGUCAGUUUAGCUACCUCCUGGCUUCCCCGUGCACAGCUGGCAACAGUGUGGGCUCCGGGUGUGCAGGCCUAGACCCCAGGGUGAGGCGACAGGGCAUGGGGGCGCUGGUUGGGAAUGCAGAUGCCUAAGUGCUCUGGCAGCUAAUUGCUAAGAGUAAAUACUACUUUAGCCACUCAAGGCCACCUCCUUCUAUGAAAGGCUUUUGUUGAGAACCUUUCGUGGUCCCAGCCCCUGUCUGGAAUGGUGGGCCGUUCUCGAAACCCAGGCCAAACCCUACUGUAUAUAACCAGCUCUCAGGAUCUGCGUUGUCUUCAGUUACACUCAACUCUUGUCUUUAUCCAAUACCAGUUAAGGAAGUUGGCCACUUAGCAGGACUCAAACUCUUUGUAUUGUAUUCAUAUUUCUUGUCAGCAGUAUUGCAGUGCCAUUGUCUGUGUAUUUGCGUAUUAAAACUUAUACUCCACACAGGUGUAUCAGUCGAGUGGGGCAGGAAGAGAGCCUUUCAGUUUCUCUCAGGUCAGAGGCUUCUGUGAAUUGGGUCUGGCUCCAAGGACAGUAGGUUUGGGUUCUUCAGAUCUUUCUAAUCUGGAAACAUGCAGAGUGUCAGUUUCCCCAGGUUUUGAGGUCACCUCUCAGCCAGAUGUGAAACGGAAGCCAGAAGGGGAUGGGUAAGGGGACGCGGGCGCCGGCUCCAACACUGUCCCUUUUCUGCACUGCCAGUGCGUCUUGUGGCCCUGAGGAGCCUCCUCACACUCAGUCUCUCCCCAAGAAACAGUUCUAGAAGGUAGAGAGGGAAGGAGGAAGUAAUCCGGUGUACGGCUCGCUCACCCUUUCAUAUUGGGUAAAGAGAGAGUUUGGCAGACUUUGGGGAAUAAAUUGUUUCAUUUGGCCUGUGGAAGGUUCACAGUCAGGGCUGGUGAAAUAAGGGCUGACUCUUAAGCAACUGCAUCAUGGUUUAGGGGUGGAGGGGGGAGGGCUGAACUGAAGAGUGAUGCUAGGAAAAUAAAGACUUAAGUAGCUCAAAACUGAGAUUUUUAAUCUCUUAAUUAAGUCGAACAUAUACUGGUUUCCCUGCAUCUCACUGUUCAGACUCCACUGUAGAAAACAUCCCCGUGGCCUCUUCCUGUUCUCUGCUCUUCCUUCUAGUCUCUGCUUUAACAACACUUACCAAGGAGACUUUACCAGGACCUCAAAUCAAACACAACCUAAACCAAAUGUUAGUUACUUGCUGGUUUGGAGAACUUCCACAUCAUGGUUCCGAGCUUAUUGGCUUUCAGCUUAGACUUGAAGGGGAAUUGAGCCACCGUAGGCAACACCCUGAAGUACACACCUGCCCUCAACAGCGCUUCUUACCUGGUAGAGACAAGAGAACUUUCUGAGGGGGUCCCAUAAACCGAUACUUACUUCGCUCCAACUAUCUCUACUCGAGUUGAGAGAUAAAGCCUUUGGAAAGUGUUGCUGCUAAAAUGAAGUUAAAUUUGGAAAGAAGUGUUUUACUUUAGGCUGGGUUUAUGUUAGUCUGGAGUUUAAAUGAAUGAGACAUGCUAAUAAUAAAAGUUCCUGCUUUUAGUUGGGGAAAUAGGGCUUUUAAAUUUUGGCCUCACUACAGAUGAUAUGCAGCAGUUUGUAUGUGCUGGAAACGUAUUCUAGUCAGAGAUUUAUAAAUCCUCAUGUUCUAGUUAUUUGGGGCACACACUUAACAGAUACACAGUUUGUUCCUACAUUUUUCUAACUCAUCCUUAAAGCCAAGUUAAGUUCUUGCUGUUUUCUACCAGAAUCUGCUGACUCUGGUGACGCAUGGAAGAGACAGCCUGGAGGGUUGGGGCCUAGGGUCUGUCACAACUCAACCUCCACAUUUCUCUCUCCUUGUCCACCACUCGCAAUUGGAGAUUGAAGGGCUUUGUUUUCUGCAGUGAACCCAAACUUUAGUAGUAAAAAGGCCAAAUCUGCUUUAAUGUUAUAAGAAGGGAGGAAAAGUGAGCAACCCAAGAGUCUUACUUAUAGAAUCCAGUUCUAAGCUUUGGACUCCAUCCAGGAUUCUAGUUUGGGGUUUGUAUUGAUAUGCUUUUCUCAGCUGUGCUUUGAAGUGAAUGAGUCUCAUUAACAAUUAAAUUUUUUCUUAGUUGCAAAAUUAGUUGGAGUUGAACUACCGCGUGCAUCACAGUGCUUUUAUAGUAAAACUGGUGUGAAAGACUAAACAUGCUGUGGAUUUUGCAGUCAGCUUAAAUGGUCAGGGAAUACCGAACCUAAGCGUUAGGCUGUGGGUGGAGAGUCUUUUCUGUUCCCGCCUGCAGUACACGCUCCUCACCCAAUUGGUGGCUUCAGGUUAGGCCAAGCUCACUGGUGUGGUUUAGUUCUAAUCUCCACACUGGGCCCCAGAUAUGACACCUGUUUGAAUUUUGGUAGAUUGGAGAAUGUUGAUUGUUACUACACUGAAGCAUUUUGAAUACGGGCAGCUCUGUCAUAAAUGGAGAAUAAGACUCUGGUUUGAAAGGUUUUAAAUAUGUGAGUCUGCAUUUAAAUGGUGCUUUUUGUAAUCUCUAGUGCUGAGAUACAGAGCUGCUUUUCAACAUUUCACAGUGGAAUGGCACACAGGAAUAGAUGUUCAAGCUUUUCCUAAAUGUGAUUUGUCACUGGACUCUGACAUGUCUGAAAAUUAUGUGAUGUAACACAAAAAUGGGGGGGUUUUUCCCCCCCAUAAAACUGUUGAAUAAAAGUAUUAUAC